Molecule: messenger RNA, 540 nt
Organism: Telopea speciosissima
Lineage: Eukaryota; Viridiplantae; Streptophyta; Magnoliopsida; Proteales; Proteaceae
Exons: 1
Coding region: 1-540 (179 amino acids)
Molecular function (GO): nucleic acid binding; RNA-DNA hybrid ribonuclease activity
Source: RefSeq, a predicted model, not a curated record
AUGGAUUCUCCUCGCAAUUCGGAUUCUAGUCAUGCUCACAGCUGGAUUCCCCCCUCGCCUUCUUGGGUUAAAUUGAAUGUCGGCGCAGCUUGGAUCAAAGGCUCUAAGAAAUGUGGCAUUGGAAAUAUUAUAAGGGAUCACUCUGGUCUCCCUCUCUCGGCUUAUUCAGUUGGUGUUCAUUGUGAUUCAGCUUUCCUUGCCGAAGCUCUUGCCAUUCGCUCGGGCCUUCUUCUCGCAGCUAGAGGUGGCUUCAGGAAGGUUUUGGUGGAAUCGGAUUGCUACUCAUUAAUCAAGCAAUUAUCCUCUUCUGAACCUGAGCUUGCCAUUGAGAGUAUUCAUCACGAUAUUGUUCUUCUUCAGAAAUCUUUUGAUGAUUACUCUUUUUCUUUUGUUCCAAGGUCUGCCAAUACAGUGGCUGAUUCCUUGGCCAGGUCGGCCCUUUCGAUUGAGUCUCCGAUUGUUUGGCCUCUUACCUCUCCUUGGAUUCUUCAUCUUUGUGAGAAUGAAGUCAGUGUUUGUAAUGACUCUUUAGUUCAAUGA